ACCCCUUAUAGAUUUAAAAAGAGAGGCUGCAUUCUCAGACUGACACUUAUUCAACAGUGCUACCUUAAGCAGAUUACUUUUGCGCUGCCUAGCAGGGUCAAAAUAGGCGCUUAGUUGCUGCUGCUGCUGCCGCUUCUUCUCCUCCUUCUUCUCCUCCUGUCUUCUCCAUCAUGUUUGGGAUGCUGAAACAUCAUCUCCAGCCGGGCUUUUUCUUCUUCUUCAUAUGGUUCUGUCACCUUAUGGAGCGUCAAAAAGUUCAAGCUGGUAACUGCUGGUUGCAGCAGGGCAAGAACGGGCGGUGCCAGGUGCUCUACAUGCCCGGAAUGAGCAGGGAGGAGUGCUGCAGGAGCGGAAGACUCGGCACAUCCUGGACCGAGGAGGAUGUCCCCAACAGCACGCUGUUUAGGUGGAUGAUCUUCAAUGGCGGAGCUCCCAAUUGCAUACCUUGCAAAGGUGGAGAAUCGUGCGAUAAUGUUGACUGCGGGCCGGGUAAGAGGUGUAAGAUGAACCGGAGGAGUAAGCCGCGUUGCGUUUGCGCGCCAGACUGCUCCAACAUCACAUGGAAGGGACCCGUCUGCGGCUCGGACGGCAAGACCUACAAGGACGAGUGCGCCCUGCUCAAGGCUAAAUGCAAAGCCCACCCGGAUCUGGACGUGCAGUAUCAAGGCAAAUGCAAGAAAACGUGCCGUGACGUGCGGUGCCCCGGCAGCUCCACCUGCGUGGUGGACCAGACCAACAACGCCUAUUGUGUGACGUGUAAUCGGAUUUGCCCCGAGGUGACGUCACCCGAGCAGUACCUGUGUGGCAACGACGGGAUCGUGUAUGCCAGCGCGUGCCACCUGAGGCGGGCCACCUGCCUCCUGGGCCGCUCCAUCGGGGUGGCCUACGAGGGCAAAUGCAUCAAGGCCAAGUCAUGCGAGGACAUCCAGUGCAGUGCCGGCAAGAAGUGUCUGUGGGACGCCCGCAUGAGUCGAGGACGCUGCUCGCUGUGCGACGAGACGUGUCAGGAGAGCCGGACGGAUGAGGCGGUGUGCGCCAGCGACAACACCACGUACCCCAGUGAAUGUGCCAUGAAGCAAGCCGCCUGCUCCAUGGGGGUGCUGCUGGAGGUCAAACACUCGGGAUCUUGCAACUACACACCACCAAGCAGCACAGCAAGCAGAAAGGACUUGGAAUAGAAUGGACUUGCAUGAUGUUGUCUUUGUCGCCGGCUUUUGCUUUUCUGUUUUUUUUUGUUUUUAUAAAUGUGAUUCCUCUGCAAAGCACGAAGAAAGACUGUAAUUCAGUGUGGGAGGAGACAUUUAGAAUUUGCAGUGGAACAAUCCUUACUAAAUGUACGCUCACAGGAGUGAUGUGCAGGAGCAUGUUGCCUUAAAUCUCAUCGUGGACUUUUUCCAUGACAUGCUUGUUAAGUAACUAGGGAUGGGCAUUUCACUACAUUUCCCUAAAAAAACGAACAAAAACAAAGACUCCAGUUUCCAUGCCGGUGUUGUAUUGAGCAGACUACCAAUAGCGCAAUAGCACAGGUAGCUCCUCUUCCCACAGGUGACGUCAUGUAGACAGCAAAUCAGUUGAGACCACCUCUGAUAGUUGCGGCCAAGUAGUGCGCUCCAUUUUGACUCACACUUUUAGUCAGUUCAUUCGUGGAUUCUCAAACUGUGUUACGGCACCACUUGUGGUACGUGGGCUUCAUUUAGUGGUACCCAGGAACACCAGAGAUUUUUUCUGUGUAAAAGCACAUGCAAGUCAUGUAAUUGAUUCACUGCGACCCCUGAUGGGAAAAGCCAAAACACAGCAAGAUAUGAAAUAUUUGUAUAAAUACUGCUGAAUUUGUUAACCAACAAUUUGCUGAAAUUCAAUGAUUUUUUGAACUUGCAACCAUUACCUGCGAGUACAAGCCACAUAGUUCAACUGUGAUGGUACGAAGCAAGCGAAUACGGUGGUACUUGCCAAGCACAAAAAGUGCUAGAACCAUUGAAUUGAAUAUUCUGCCCAUCCCUAGUGGUGACAUCUUGUAAAUUCUCCCUUGCUGGUGCAUUUGUGUAUUGGUUUCCGUGUGUUUUGUUGUAAAUCAAUCAGUUUCAAUGCCAAUUUUGUGAAUACGCCGCCACCUUUUAAUUUAUUCACAUGAUGGUGAUUGUAACAUUGGUGCCACGAUCAUUCAAGAUGAACAGCAGUGGAUUUGAUGAUCAUGUUGACUACCUAUUUGUAGAGCAGACAUUUUGUGGGGAGCGGUGAGGGGUGGGGGGUGUGGGUUUGACUGUCAAAUUGAGCAACAGCCUGAAGGAAGUAUCACAUUUACAUUCCAUGUUGCUCCAUAAAAAUAAUGUCUCAAUGUUAGGUUCGUUUUUGUGUGGCUUACCUUAAGGUAUGCUAGAACACCCAAGGGACCAACUUUAUGAUCACCUCAUGGGCUAAAUAUUUCUCAAUAUUUGACACAGGAAGCUUGUAGAGCCAUGUCCUUCUCCUCUUAUCGUUCAAAACAAAACACAAGCAAAAAGAAAACCCCCACCAUCUUUUGUUGUUGUUGCUUUGCUUGUGCGUGUGCUUUUAUUUUCUAUUCUGUGUCCAAAUGUAAAAAGGAAAAUGUGUAAAAGAAAAGGAAAUACCUCAGAGCCGUGUUAACGAUCUUUGACCUGCUUGCCGAGGCCAGGUUGUGACACCUCCUCUGCUAACGACAAGAAAGCAGCAUUUUUUUUUUUUU
This is a messenger RNA of Dunckerocampus dactyliophorus (ringed pipefish), 2704 nucleotides long. It is a transcript of the gene fsta, whose product is annotated as follistatin a. Lineage: Eukaryota; Metazoa; Chordata; Actinopteri; Syngnathiformes; Syngnathidae. Gene Ontology annotation, molecular function: activin binding; protein binding. Gene Ontology annotation, biological process: negative regulation of activin receptor signaling pathway; multicellular organism development; cell differentiation. The transcript is spliced from 6 exons. The record is from RefSeq and is a predicted model, not a curated record. The coding region runs from base 171 to 1178 and encodes 335 amino acids.